AUGGAGGACGUCGAGUUCAACAAGUCGCAUUCCAACUCGCCGCUGCCUGAGGCUGGCAACGAUCCCAACGACCCUCUGCGCCCUGAGAUUGACGAGGAGAACUCGGUGCCAAACCCUACCAAUGCCACAACCUAUCAGGACAUGGAGGUAACGGAAGACAAGGAGGAGAUGCCCGACCAAGACGACAUCGAGGCUGGGCUGUCGGACAACGAGUCUGCGCUCUCAGAAGCACUAGACGAUGACCAGCUCGAUGAGCAGUUCGGCGACUUUGAUGCCAGCAACAUCGCUAUCGAAGAGCGCGCUAUCGACGAGGACACAGUCAAGCAGAUCGGUGUACACAAGAGGAAACGAGCUGCAGGCGAGGGCGGCGAGCCCAAGAAAAAGAAGAAGCGCGCUGACAAGCCGCGCCGCAAGAAGAACAAGGAUGGCGACGAGGAGGGAGGUGACCUAGGUGAAGGUGAAAGGAAGAGCAAGAGAUCCAAGAGGGAGGGCCGGAUACGCGGUACUAGCCCGGACGAGGAGGCAGAGGCAAAUCUCACACCCGAAGAGCGCCGAAAGCGCGCGCUCGAGCGCCAGAUGGAUGCCAUCGUCAAGAGCAGCUCGACCCGCCGCCGCAAGAAGGAUGGAAUCGACCUCGAGCAGAUGGCCGACCAAGAGAUUGAGGAAAUGCGCCGCCGUAUGGCCCAGGCAGCUGAGGCGGAUAACGAAGGCCGAAAGCGCGGCGAGCCUGCUCGUCACAAGCUAAAGCUUCUGCCAGAAGUUGUUGCCCUGCUGAACAAGAGCAAUCUCAAGGAGUCUAUCGUAGAUCCCGAGUCCAACAUCCUGGAAGCAGUACGCUUCUUCCUCGAGCCCCUCAGCGAUGGCAGUCUGCCAGCAUACGACAUCCAGAAGGAGCUCUUUGCUGCGCUGGCCAAACUACCUAUUAAUAAGGACACUCUCGUUGCGUCUGGAAUUGGCAAGGUUAUCAUGUUCUACAUUAAGAGCAAGCGCCCUGAGUUGACCAUCAAGCGACAAGCCGAGCGCCUCUUCACAGACUGGACUCGCCCGAUUCUCAGGCGCACGGACGACUACCGCAAGAAGGAGUUCGCUCAGGCAGACUUUGAUCCUACACGCAAGAUUGCGACUGGCAACUCUGCCGCCAACAGCCAGGCCGCCGCUCAAGCUGCCCAGAGGAAGAAAGCUCUGGAGGUCCCGCGCUCCUUCCAGCGUGCUCGCAUGGAGACUGGUCGUAUGACGUACACCGUUGCGCCGAGAGCCAAUAUCACAUUCAACGAAGGCAACAACGUACGAAGGGAUGUAGAUAUCAUGAAGACAGUCAAGGCAAGACAGGGCGGUGGCAGGCGGUGA
Molecule: messenger RNA, 1347 nt
Organism: Macroventuria anomochaeta
Lineage: Eukaryota; Fungi; Ascomycota; Dothideomycetes; Pleosporales; Didymellaceae
Exons: 3
Coding region: 1-1347 (448 amino acids)
Biological process (GO): poly(A)+ mRNA export from nucleus
Cellular component (GO): nucleus
Source: RefSeq, a predicted model, not a curated record